Messenger RNA from Penicillium canescens, 1482 nucleotides. Its product is annotated as small subunit rRNA maturation protein TSR4. Lineage: Eukaryota; Fungi; Ascomycota; Eurotiomycetes; Eurotiales; Aspergillaceae. Gene Ontology annotation, cellular component: cytoplasm. Gene Ontology annotation, biological process: maturation of SSU-rRNA. The record is from RefSeq and is a predicted model, not a curated record. The coding region runs from base 22 to 1392 and encodes 456 amino acids. The transcript is spliced from 2 exons.
CGGAAAGUGAGAUGAUAUUUAAUGACCAGAGUACACCAAAUCUGUUACACGCGGUUUCCAUAUCGCUUAUCGCCAUUUCCUUUUUUUUUUUGGCGGGGUUCGCAUUUUCACUUCCACUGCACAAUGGAUCCCUAUGACAGUGACUCGAGUCUCGACGAGGAUUUCACCGAUACUGGUGUUCUUCUCGGUUAUGCCGCUGAGGAAGUCAUUGAAGACACAAUCAGCCAUCUAGGAGGCUGGCCCAAAUGGCUCGAUGAUGCCUCCCCAGCCCCAGGCGACUUCGCCAACUGCAAGGUCUGCAGUAGUCCAAUGCUCCUCCUUCUUGAGUUACACGGCGACCUGCCCGAUCAUUUUCCAACCGACGAACGGCGCCUUUACCUAUUCGGCUGCCCCAGAAAACCCUGCAACCGCAAGCCCGGGAGCAUCAGAGCCUAUCGCGCAACCCGCAAGGUAACAGUUGGCACAGAAAAGCCAAAGCAAACCGACGAGCCCAAAAAUGAAACCCCGCCUUCCGCCCCCGAGCAACCAAAGCAAGACCUCGGCGCAAGCCUGUUUGGCGCGACAACCUUAACCAACACGGUCUCCUCAAACCCAAACCCAUUUUCGUCCUUCUCAGGCCCAACACCCGCAGGAAGCAACCCCUUCGCAGCGCCCGUGCCAGGAACCCCAGCCGAGAAAAAGCCCGCACCCGCAAAACAAGAACAAUCCCUAGCGGAAUCCUUCGCGGACAAAGUGCGCGUCUCAGAACCAAACCCCUCAGCAGCCACGAAACAAACCCCGGAAUCAAGCAGCGACUCAACACCGUGGCCCGCGCAAUCCGCCUUCCCGCCCCCAUACAAGAACUUCUACCUAGACGCCGAAUACGAAACCCUCAGCCGGCCCUCAACACCCACAGUACCGGAAAACGUAACAAUGGAACCGAUGGACGAAGAGGGCAGCGGAGCCGCCGACCUAAAAGAUACCUUUGAGUCCGAGCUCGACAAAGCCUUCAUGAAAUUCUCCACCCGCCUCGCCCACAACCCAGAGCAAGUCCUGCGCUAUGAAUUCAACGGUGUGCCCUUGCUCUAUUCGCAUAGCGAUGCCGUCGGCGCGAGAUUCCACGUGGACAGUGCGCCUAAUGCGAAGGUUACUACUACGACGCUUGGCGCGGGCAGUAUCCCCCCUUGUGAGUAUUGUGGUGCGCCUCGUGUCUUUGAGUUCCAACUUGUGCCGCACGCUAUUAGUAUGCUUGAAGAGGGGCGUGCUGGUGUUGGACUUGGCAAGGAUGAUGCCGGGAUGGAGUGGGGGACUAUUAUUCUUGGAGUUUGUUCGAGGGAUUGUAAACCUGAUGGGCUUGGUAUUACUGGUUGGAGGGAGGAGUGGGCUGGUGUGCAGUGGGAGGAGAUUAGAUAGUUUAUAUUUACAUACAGUGGGCGAGGAAGACAAAGAGGUAGAUACUGCUAUUUUCGAAAGGGCAAUCCUAAAAGGACCCCAUUCUAGGCG